Messenger RNA from Osmerus eperlanus (European smelt), 5650 nucleotides. It is a transcript of the gene pde2a, whose product is annotated as cGMP-dependent 3',5'-cyclic phosphodiesterase. The record is from RefSeq and is a predicted model, not a curated record. Gene Ontology annotation, biological process: cGMP catabolic process; negative regulation of receptor guanylyl cyclase signaling pathway; regulation of mitochondrion organization. Lineage: Eukaryota; Metazoa; Chordata; Actinopteri; Osmeriformes; Osmeridae. Bases 1 to 2874 code for a protein of 957 amino acids. Gene Ontology annotation, cellular component: nucleus; mitochondrial inner membrane; mitochondrial matrix. Gene Ontology annotation, molecular function: protein homodimerization activity; 3',5'-cyclic-GMP phosphodiesterase activity; 3',5'-cGMP-stimulated cyclic-nucleotide phosphodiesterase activity. The transcript is spliced from 30 exons.
AUGAGAGAGAGAAGCAACGUGGGCCAGAGAGGCUGUGCUGCAGUCAGAACCCCUGCUGCAGCACGCCUCUCUGGCCAUGACGCCGCCAUGAACGGCCCCAACAAACUGUUUGAGAUGAUGACAGGAGAUCCAAGGGAUGCCUUGCUGCGGCUGGCAGAGGUUGUUGACGUGCGCUCCCUGCGAGACACCCUCAGAAAGGCAGUACAGGAUCUACUACCACACACGGAGGGUGUGUGUGUGUACCUGCUGGAGGGAGAUUCCAGGUUGCAGAGCGACAACCCGGUCCAUGAGCUGCCAAAGGAUGGGAAGAUCAGGAGCAUGGCUGCCCGGCUGAGGAGGUGUCAGUGUGCUGGCCUGCCCCCCUCGGAGCUUCCGGAAACACACCGGAGCGCCCUGGCAGCACCGCUACCCAACUACAGACGAGCCCUGGUAAUUCCUCUACCUGACCAGAAUCAGAUACACGCCAUCUCCGUCAUACUGGUGGGAUGUAAGGCAUUGACAGAGCAGGAGGAACAACUCCUCAACACUCUGGAAAAACAUGCGGCAGUUGCAUGUAGGCGUGUUCAGUCCCUGCAGGUAUCCAAUCAGAAGCCUCUUUUCAGCCCGUCACCCAUCCAGCCCCACACCCCUCUGUUCCAGCUAGACGAUCAAGAUUUCAGCCAAAUGGACCACAACAUUCUCCAGCUCUGUGGUGAGUUGUAUGACCUUGAUGCUGCUUCUCUUCAGCUAAAAGUCAUCAAUUAUCUCCAGGAAAAGACCCAGUCUCAAUGUUGCUGUAUGCUACUGGUGUCUGAGGACAACCAUCAGCUCUUUUGUCAGGUGGUGGGAGACAAGGUGUUGGAAGAGGAGAUCAGCUUCCCUCUCAUGUUUGGUCGCUUCGGCCAAGUAGUGGAGAAGAAGAGGUCAAUCCGUCUGCAGGAUAUCAGUGCGGAGGAGAAGAGACAGCUGUCCAGUAUGCUGUGCUGUGAGAUCUCCUCUCUGCUGUGUGUUCCUGUCAUCAGCAGGGCCACUGGCCAGGUUGUGGCACUAGCCUGUGCCUUCAACAAGCAGGGCGGACAGAGUCACACAGAUGGAGAUGAACGCACAAUCCAGCAUUGUUUCUGCUACACGUCCACUGUCCUCACCUCAACACUAGCUUUCCAGAAGGAACAGAAACUGAAAGUGGAAUGCCAGGCACUGUUACAAGUGGCCAAGAAUCUCUUUACUCACUUGGAUGAUGUGUCAGUGUUGCUGCAGGAGAUCAUUGUGGAAGCCAGGAACCUCAGUGAUGCAGAGAUUUGCUCGGUCUUCCUGCUGGAUCGUGUCAGUCAUGAGCUGGUUGCCAAGGUGUUUGAUGGGGGUGUGGUUAGCGACGAUGAGACGGAGUUCCGUAUUCCUGCUGACCAGGGCAUAGCAGGUCACGUGGCCACUACAGGUCAGACCCUGAAUAUCAAGGAUGCAUACUCACACCCUCUCUUCUACCGCGGGGUGGAUGACAGCACUGGCUUCAAGACCCGCAACAUCCUGUGUUUCCCCAUCAAAGAUGAGAACAAUGAGGUAAUUGGGGUGGCUGAGUUGGUCAAUAAAACUAAUGGACCAUGGUUUAACCGCUUUGAUGAGGACCUGGCGACCGCAUUCUCCAUCUACUGCGGCAUCAGCAUUGCCCAUUCCUUGCUCUACAAGAAGGUCCAUGAGGCUCAGUUCAGAUCUCAUCUGGCCAACGAGAUGAUGAUGUACCAUAUGAAGGUGUCGGAGGAGGAGGUGACCAAGAUCCUGGUGACGGGCUUGGAGCCUGUACAUAGCAUCCAUCCCUGCUUUGCUGAGUUUACAUACACACCUCGCUCCCUCCCGGACGACACCACUCCCAUGGGUAUUCUGAGUAUGUUUGAAGAUAUGGGCUUCAUCAACACCUAUAAAAUCGACCUCCAUACUCUCGCAAGGUUCUGUCUGAUGGUGAAGAAGGGCUACAGGGACCCUCCGUAUCACAACUGGAUGCACGCCUUCUCUGUCUCCCACUUCUGCUAUCUGCUCUACAAGAACCUGGGCCUCUCCAACUACCUCGAGGAAAUAGAGAUCUUUGCUCUCUUUGUCUCCUGUAUGUGCCACGACCUGGACCAUCGCGGGACCAACAACUCUUUCCAAGUGGCCUCACAAUCUGUUCUGGCAGCACUCUACAGCUCAGAGGGCUCAGUGAUGGAGAGACACCACUUUGCUCAAGCCAUUGCAAUUCUGAACACCCAUGGCUGCAACAUCUUUGACAAGUUCUCCAGAAAGGACUACCAAAGGAUGCUGGAUCUAAUGAGGGACAUCAUCCUGGCCACAGACCUAGCUCACCAUCUCCGCAUCUUCAAGGACUUGCAGAAGAUGGCAGAUGAUGGAUUCAAUCCAAAAAGUCAGACCCACCGCUCGUUGCUGCUGUGCUUGCUCAUGACGUCAUGUGACCUGUCUGACCAGACCAAGGGCUGGAAGACCACCCGCAAGAUUGCUGAGCUCAUAUAUAAGGAGUUCUUCUCACAAGGUGAUCUGGAGAAGGAGCUGGGGAAUAGGCCCAUGGAGAUGAUGGACAGAGAAAAGGCCUACAUUCCAGAGUUGCAGAUCAGCUUCAUGGAACACAUCGCAAUGCCCAUCUAUAAGCUACUGUCAGAGCUGUUUCCGGGAGCAACGGAACUGUUUGAGCGAGUAGCGGCCAAUCGGGAGCAGUGGACCAAAGUGUCCCACAAGUUCACCAUCCGCGGGUUGCCUAGCAACAACAGCCUGGACUUCCUUGACCAAGAGUACGAGCUGUUGCAGUCCCAAGGUGCACUGGGUGAUGACCAUUGCCAAGAGGACCAUUGCCAUGAUGACCAUUGCCACAAUGGUUGCCUUGACGAUGGGGAUGGGGGGAGGGGCCAGUGACCACAGUGAACCAUGAGUGAGUUAGGUGUUUUUCUCGGCCAAUAGGAGCCUGAAAAAUGUAUCUUUUAAACAACCUCAGACGGAGAGGGGAUGUCUCUGACUUCUGUCAAUCGCGGAAUCGCUGAGCAGGACAGACACAACGACCUGAGGAAAGGAGAUCCAGAUUAAUUGAAUCAGACAAGAGAUUCAUUAUAGUUGUUCAGAACAGAUGAGACAAUAUCUGUAGAUGCUACAUGUUGCUUUGUCUCCGUGUGCAGGAAACAGAAAAUUGUGACUUUGUCUUGAAAUCAUGCUUUUCACAAGUCUUUUCAUAGUGUUCCAAGAUCCUAUUUUACAUGCACACACAUACACAAACGUACACACAGAGACAAACAAGAGACAGCUUCACAUUGAUCUGAUUCUAUAACCCUCUAAUGCCCUCCACUGGCCCAAACACACACAUUCGCCCACACACAUAAACAAACACACACAUUUGCCCACACUCUCAUACAUUUGCCCACACACACACACAUACACACGAACACUUACCCACCCACACACAGACAGUACAAUUUCCCACUGUAUUUUUAAAUAUAUUAAUACAAUUUCCAUGGCCAUGAAUGCUAAGUUGCACAGAGGAAUAUUAUCUAUAUUAUUUUGGUAGGGCAUUAUUUUAGCUCUGUUCUGUAUCUCUCCUAUUUUGGGGGUUGGUGGUUUGGACAUGGAAGAAGAGACUGACAAUCAAAAUGAUCCUCGACAUCACCAUAAACAGAAAUAGUUCUCAAAUAUUCACACACUCCACAAACACACACACUACACAAACACACACACUCCACAAACACACACACUUCACAAACACACACACACUCCACAAACACACACACUCCAUAAACACACACACUCCACAAACACACACACUACACAAACACACACACUCCACAAACACACACACUUCACACACACACUCCACAAACACACACACUCCAUAAACACACACACUCCACAAACACACACAUUCCACAAACACACACAUUCCACAAACACACACACUCCACAAACACACACAUUCCACAAACACACACACUCCACAAACACACACAUUCCACAAACACACACACUCCACAAACACACACACUCCACAAACACACAUUCCACAAACACACACACUCCACAAACACACACAUUCCACAAACACACACACUCCACAAACACACACAUUCCACAAACACACACACUCCACAAACACACACACUCCACAAACACACAUUCCACAAACACACACAUUCCACAAAGACACACACUCCACAAACACACACACUCCACAAACACACACACUCCAUGUGUCCCUGUCCCUCCCAGACACUCUGAAAUCUUGUUCUCUACAACGCUAUCUCUUUCUCUAAGUUUAUUGUUUUUCUUUUAACUUCCUCAGCCUUUUCCCAUCAAAACACUUUUAGAUAGACAGCUACUGAGCUACUCAAACCCUUUAAUGAUUCAUUGCCAUUUCUUCUUACAUGUGUGUGUGUGUGUUGUACGGAUCUGCCUUAUUGAGCAUCUUUGCUGCCUUAGAGCCAUGGGAUAGUAAAUUAGUUUAAAAAAAUGACUCUCUUUAUAUUACACUCCAGAAUCGUGUGUGUGUAUGUGGGUGGUGAAUGAAAAAUCUGCCAGGAGGGAUUGAAGGGCCACAAGCACUAAGACAUCUAGCCUUUUGGGCAUCUGGUCCUUCUGUUACACCUAAUAAUGUGUUGGCGUCACCUUCUCAAGGGCUGACAGUGUGGGAGAUAACCAGAACAUACCUUUGGAUCCAAGGCCAAUAUGAUUAAAAUAUGAAAUAAGAUAUUUGUUUAGCAGAUGCUUAAAGAACAUACAUACAGAAUGUUAUUAGGUCAAAGGACACCAAUGAACUUGAUGGGAAGCAUAGAGUUUAGUUAGAUUUGCCAGCUUAGUGGUGUGUAUUGUCUAGGUGAGUAUAUUACUUUGGGUGAUAUAUUAGGUUAGGUCAUUAUCCCUCAGGAUGUCUGUGUGUCUCUGGUUUCACUGAAUGACUUUGUUUUUCUACAGAAUUUCUAUGGUUUAACCUUUUAAGGGCAUUCAGGUUGCUGUGUAGAAGAGCCUUUCCUCCAAGCUAAAAUGUCUCCCAUUCCCUCAAGUUGUUAUUUAGCUCAUUCUCCAAUUCAGAUCUGCCUUCUUCAUGUGCAAUAUGAAGCGUCCGCCUGUGUGAUGGUGCGUAGACUUUCAUGUAAAUACCGCCUGUUAAGUUAUGACCUCUUGGGUUUUUUGUCCCUGUGUUUGUCUGCUCUGUGUGCCAACAACCCCAACCCUCAUUUUCAAGGCACAGGAUUCUCCCUGUGACCUAUGUCAUUAUGGUGAUUACCUGUGAUUCAGUCGUUCCCAGUGGCGAAAUAUAAAUGCUGUAAAUAUCUGUUCAAAGAAGUGUUCACUGAUUAUAUGUCAUUAUUACAAUGAGGAGUAUUUCAAUUCUUUAAUGUAGUGGUUGUAUUCAGACAUCCUGUUCUAUUUUUCAUCUCAUUUUUGAAGAAAGCCAACCUGGACAGCUGGACAAAGGAGAUACAUAUAACACAGUAUAUAUCUAUAAUUUCCGGGAACAAAACCAAACAAAUCCGAAAUGUACAGAUACAUCUGAAACCAAGAUAGAAGUUUGAAAUCUUUUAUUUCUGUUGUUAACGGUGUAGAGAUGGCAAAUCUGUGUGUGUUCUUCAGACACAGCAGGUGCCGAGACUGACAGAACAAUAGGAUGAAAAUCAAACUUUUCUUGGAAUAAAUUUGAUGAGAAGUG